Messenger RNA from Triticum urartu, 2067 nucleotides. NCBI's taxonomy places the organism in Eukaryota, Viridiplantae, Streptophyta, Magnoliopsida, Poales, Poaceae. The record is from RefSeq and is a predicted model, not a curated record.
UAAUCGAGAUAUAUACACUUAUUAGUUUCUGUCUUUCUGAUAUGUUUCUCUGCGAAUGGAUGACAUGAAUGAAUCUUUCAGAGUUUUGUUACCUUGCUGUGUUACAUCUUCUCUCUUGAGCUUGGUUACGUGCCGCCAACCCUGAUUCAGCCGUGUCCCACUGCACUCCAUCAUGGAUAGUCAUGAAUAUAGUGAGCUGGAGAGGGCGUCAGGUGACAAAAGCAUGGGUCCAAUCGUCAUUCCUUACUCGGUUUUCAAGGCCAUCACAAACAAUUUCUCUGCUGAUCAACUAAUCGGCAGUGGUGGGUUUGGAGUGGUUUACAAGGGUACGCUUCGAAAUGGUAUGAUGGUUGCUGUGAAGAAACUUCGUAAUGAACAGUUGGAGGUUCUCUCACAAAAUUUCGACAGUGAGGUCGAUUGUCUCAAAAAGGUCAAGCACAAAAAUAUAGUACGGUUUCUAGGACACUGCUCUAACACGCAAAUGGUGCCGAUGCUAUAUGAAGGAAAAGAAGUCUUGGGAGUAGAACGAGAAAAGUUAUUAUGCUUUGAGUACCUAAGUAAAGGGACCCUCGACAAGUACUCCCUCCGUUACGGUUUAGAAGGCACUGUUAAAUUUACGUGCGUUUCCACAAUAGACAAGAUUUAAGGCGCAUUGCAUUUAUUUCUAGUAGCUAAUUAGUACUCCGAUAUACUAUUUUUAUAUACAUGCGUAGUGUGAAUGCUAUUUUUUAGCCUAUCCAACAACCAAUAGAUAACCACCUAGAUCCUAGAGAAUUUUCAAACGCGCCUUCUAAACCGUGACGGAGGGAGUAUUUCAAAGGUAGGAUCAGUCACAUACUCCUACACUCCUACUUGUUGUUUUUAUGCAGCAUAUCCUUGAUGUCUAUUUUUAUUUUUUCCAUCUUAAACGGAAGUUUGGACAUUUUGCCUAUGCAAAGUGUACACAUAGUGAAGAAGCAGGUGUCUUUGCUUUUUUUUUACUGAACAUGCGUAUACUUGAUUUGCACGUCGUGCAAUCAACCAAGUUGCGUGUUUCUCCUUCUGUUGCACUGCUCUUCUGAUGGCAUAAUAACAAAUUAAAAAUAAUUAUUUCUUGUAUUUUAUACGCAUCACAGAAUGCGAACCUGAGUGGUCUACGCGAUAUCAGAUAAUCAGGGGGAUAUGCGAGGGCCUGCACUAUCUUCACCGCCACCAGCAGCGCAUUAUUCAUAUGGACCUCAAACCUCAAAAUAUACUAUUGGACGAUUAUAUGGUACCUAAAAUAGCGGAUUUUGGUCUAUCCAGGUGGUUACCUGAAAGCCAAAGCCUGAUUAUUACCAAAAAACGAGCAGGAACACUGUAGGCUACAUAAGUCCAUUUUUCUCGACAUCAUACAACACUUCUGCAUACCCAUUUAUUCAUCAAUCAAUCACUGCAUCAAUUUUCAUAAAGGGGAUAUUUGGCACCGGAAUUCAUAAACAGAGGUGAAAUGACAUUGAAGACGGACAUAUAUAGUCUAGGGGUUAUAAUCAUAAAGAUUAUGAUGGGACUUAAACUUGACGAGCGCCCCAACCUUGACGAGGUAAAAUCAUUUAAAUUACCAUUUCAAGAUACUGGCAACUCUUUUUGAAUCUAAAUUAUUUGAUAUUCAACACUUCUUAUAACUACAUGUUCUGGUUCCCUAUUUGAAAGUGCUACCCCGGAUCAAACUCUUAACACACUAUGAUUGUGAAUUGCAUAGGUGCUGGAAAGUUGGAAGAACACGUUUGGUACAUCACAGAGCCAUACACUAUUAGAACAAGUAAAAGUAUGUGCUGAGAUAUGGAUAGAUUGCACGGAUGAUAACCCACUGAAGCGACCUACAAUAGGGGAUAUUAUCUGUAGGCUUAAUGGAAUAGAUAUUCCAAACUCGUCUAGCACUUCAUCAACUCUGAUAAAUGGAGUAAAUAUUUACCCUCUCGAGCUCUGCUUUCCAUUCGAGGCAGGAAAACGUAUCGAAUGCCCACUGAGCAUAGCUAACAUGACAGAUCGUUAUGUGAACUAUUGGGUUGCACCCCAGUUCCCCAAUAUGUAUACUCCUUGUAAGCA